AUGGCAGCCAGUGAGGUGGCUACAGGAAUCAUCUUCCUGUCACAGACUGUGGUUGGAAUUCUGAGCAAUUCCUCUCUUCUCCUCCAUUUCCUGGUCCUUGACUCCACUCGGUGCAGGGUAAGGCACACAGACUUGCUUAUUCAGCACUUGUUUGUGGCCAACUUGCUAACCCUCCUGUGUAGAGGAAUUCCCCACACAGUGGCAGCUUUUGGAAUGAAAUAUUUCCUCAGUGCUAUUGGAUGCAAGUUGCUUUUCACUCUUCACAGGAUAGGCAGGGGUGUGUCUAUUUGCAGCAUCUGCCUCCUGAGCAUCUUUCAGGCCAUUAAGAUUAGUUCUGGGAACUCCAGGUGGGCAGAGCUUAAAGUGAAAGCUCCCAGGUACAUCAUCCCUUCCAUAUACCUAGGCUGGAUCCUGUCCUUCCUUUUAAGUAUUAUAAAUUUUAUGUACCUGACUGCAAAGAGUAAAAAUGCAACAGCCACUAAUCUAAAAGACUAUGGAUACUGUUCUUCUGUUCGUCAUGACCCAAGCACAGACUCACUGUUUGCUGCAGUGCUAACAUUCCCUGAUGUCGUGGGUGUGGGGCUCAUGAUCUGGGCCAGCAGCUCCAUGGUGCUCACCCUCUACAGGCACAAGCAGAAAAUGCAGCGUGUUCAUAAGGCCAGCUCCCCCAGGUCCUCCGCUGAGUCCAGAGCCACCAAAACCAUCCUCCUCCUGGUGAGCGCUUUUGUCUCUUUUUACACCCUUUCCUGCUUCUUUCAACUCUCUGUGGCUGUUGUUUAUAAUCCUCACUGGUUCCUGGUGAACACAACUGCAAUAGUCACAGGGUUUUUCCCAGCUAUCAGCCCCUUUCUUUUCAUGAGCAGAGAUUCCAAUAUGAUGUUGUGGGGUGGAACAUUUGAGAAGUGGAGGCAAAAAGAAGGGACAAUCACCCUGGAAGAGCUUAAUGCCGACCUUGAGGAGUAUAUGAACUCCCAGCGGAACUGGCUGUCUUACAGCGAGUGCAGGUACCUGAUGCUUCCUGGCAGGAUUGUCACAAAUUCCUGUGAUGGAGUCAUCGAGCCUGUGUUCCUAACAUGCCAUGCAUCUUGCUUCCUGGCUGCUGAGGCAGCCUGCUCUGAAGAAAGCCCUGGAGAUAAGAGCACUGUCCUGGGAACAGUGGACAUUUUCUACAGUUUAGAGGCUUACUCACGGUCCAGUGGAGGUGGAGCUGGGUGGGAGUGUACGUCUGAAGACUUUUUUGAUGUGCUCCCUGAAGGAACAAAAGGGCAAGGCCUAGAAAUACGGCAGGUGCUGCUCACGGGCCAGCUGCACGACGUUGCUAUCUAG
Molecule: messenger RNA, 1326 nt
Organism: Sciurus carolinensis (gray squirrel)
Lineage: Eukaryota; Metazoa; Chordata; Mammalia; Rodentia; Sciuridae
Product: vomeronasal type-1 receptor 4-like
Exons: 5
Coding region: 1-1326 (441 amino acids)
Biological process (GO): G protein-coupled receptor signaling pathway
Cellular component (GO): membrane
Molecular function (GO): pheromone receptor activity
Source: RefSeq, a predicted model, not a curated record